AUGUCGCUCGCUGCCUAUCUGGCUAAAAACUACCUUACAGCAGACACACCUUCAACCUCUGAUCGACCCAAAAAGAAGCGAAAGAAGAAUAAACACUCAGACCAAGACGCCGGAACCGCCGGUUUGAUAAUCGCAGACGACGACCCUCCAGAUCUCCGCGCCUCCUGCACAAAGCCCAAAAGACACGGCUCUGGGCGUGCAAACGACGGCGAAGAUGAAGACUCACCCUACACAAUCGCUGAAACCGGCUAUUCGGCCGAAUUCCGCAAAUCGAAGAAAUCCAGCUGGAAGACGGUCGGAGGGCCUGUGGCGCCGUCCAAUGCGGAGCAGGCAGCUGCAGACGCCAUAUUAGCGUCCGCUGCCGCGGAGCGAGCCGCCCAGGCACAAGAGAGCGAGGAGAAACCCGUUAUUGCCGAGGGCGGGGAUGUGGACGGCGAUGGCGGGCUUCGGAUGGAAUCUGGUGCCAGGGCGGGGUUGCAGACGGCGGCUGAGACAGAGGCCAUGGUAGCUGCCCAACAACGCAAACGGGAGCGAGAGUCACUCGCGAUGAAGAAAUCGAGCAAGGCGGGCGGGAAUGCUGGUGGCGGGCUUGAGUCUGAGACCAUCUACCGCGACGCGAGCGGGCGGAUAAUCAACGUGGCGAUGAAGAGGGCAGAGGCACGGCGGGCGGCCGAAGCGGCGGCGAAGGACGCGUUGACGGGCGACGUGCAGCGGCGUGAGAGGGAGGCCCGGCGGGAGGCAGUGCGGGAGGCCAAAUAUAUGCCUCUGGCGAGGACGGCGGAGGAUGAGGAAAUGAAUGCGGAGCUAAAGGCUAGGGUGAGGUGGAAUGACCCAGCUGCGGAGUUUUUGACCUCGACGAAAAGUACCGGUUCAGCUGGUGCUGGUGCAGCUGUCGAUGGGCGGAAGGGAGCGAAGAAAGUGUAUACAGGGCCUGCUGCGCCGAAUCGGUAUGGGAUACGGCCUGGCCAUAGGUGGGAUGGGGUGGAUCGGGGGAAUGGAUUUGAGCGGCAAUGGUUUGAGGCUCGGAAUAAGGUAAAGAUGCGGGAAGGCUUGGAAUAUGCUUGGGCGAUGGACGAGUAA
Messenger RNA from Histoplasma mississippiense, 1080 nucleotides. RefSeq lists its product with no specific name. Gene Ontology annotation, biological process: mRNA splicing, via spliceosome. Gene Ontology annotation, cellular component: RES complex; U2-type spliceosomal complex. Gene Ontology annotation, molecular function: RNA binding. The record is from RefSeq and is a predicted model, not a curated record. The transcript has a single exon. Lineage: Eukaryota; Fungi; Ascomycota; Eurotiomycetes; Onygenales; Ajellomycetaceae. The coding region runs from base 1 to 1080 and encodes 359 amino acids.